This is a messenger RNA of Tigriopus californicus, 3627 nucleotides long. RefSeq names its product neprilysin-2-like. Gene Ontology annotation, cellular component: plasma membrane. NCBI's taxonomy places the organism in Eukaryota, Metazoa, Arthropoda, Copepoda, Harpacticoida, Harpacticidae. The coding region runs from base 1185 to 3500 and encodes 771 amino acids. The record is from RefSeq and is a predicted model, not a curated record. The transcript has 3 exons. Gene Ontology annotation, molecular function: metalloendopeptidase activity. Gene Ontology annotation, biological process: protein processing.
GUACGUCAUACCGUAUGCAUGUAUUACGUGCGUACAAAGGAGAAGCAAAUUCUGGAGACAACAUCCGAUCAUUCAACCCCGACAUGGACCAUUAAUCUGAACACUGACCUACCGGGGUCAAUCGGUUGAUUGCCACUUUUGUACUGGAAGCGCUCUUACUAACAGGCCCUCAGUCCUAGAGCUCUUUGGUACCUGCCAAAGGUAAACCGGUAUUGCCCCGGGCCUCUCAAGCUUGGACCACGAAGACUCGUUCAUUUGAAGCUUUGGAUUUCUCCGUCCAAGAUUCCAGGUCCAAAAAACUUGAAGCUAUACUUCCCAAACGACGACUGUGUUUGAUUUCUCAGUCGGAAUGCAGAAAACUGUGUCACUCCCGACCAACUUGUCUUAGUUCAACAGGAGCUCUCGCAUGCAUUGGUUAUUGUGAGACUCAAAUAUAUGAAAUGAGUGAGCGAGGGGCCUAAAGUUUGGAAUCGACAGACAGACAGAGUUUCCUUGGUUGGUUGGUUGCUUAAGUAACUCGAGUGUCAGUCAGUCAGUCCGUCCGUCCGUUCUUCCGUCGUUGAGCUGGCAAGUGUUGUUACUGUAGUUUAUGUGGACUCAAGAGAGAGGCUGUGAAGUGUUUCUUUCGGCGAAAAUUGAGUGUACCAUUGUGGUGACGAAACCAUCAAGUUCGAUUAUGUGAGGUUUCUAUCCAACAAGAUUAAACAGUUGGAGGAGAGAGAGAGGUUGAUUCUCAAGCUAAGCCUACGUAGUGCAAUCCUCGUGCCCCCUCCCAUACAUACUCUUCUGUGUCCACAUACUUAAGUACGUCCCUGCAUGUCCUGCUGUACAGACGUACGUAUAGAGUGUACUGGACGUUCAGUUGACAGCGUGCAGGUCGAGUAGUUGAGACACUGAAACUAUCGUUGCCCCCGUGGUGGGGUUAAGAGAAGCGCACGAUGGCCAUGAAACCUUAAAAAUUCUCCAAAACUAAUUACGCAAAACGUCUUCUGUUGCCGAAUUUAUCGUGCACCUCCUCCUCCUCCUCCUCCGACUCUUUCUUCUUCUUCUUCUUUUCCCCCUUUUCAUCCCCCUUCUCGGUCUUCUUCGCCUUCUUGAACGAAACAAGCGAAGUCAGUUGCGAAAAGUGUCGACGGAACAAUAGCUUUCCCAUCACGAACAGCUCCCCUUGCACACAUUUAUCCAUGGUGAAGGAGGGUAUGAGCUUCAUGGAGGUGGAGUCCCCGCAAACCCACAAGGGCUCCAAAGUGAAGGACAAGAUCAAAACAGCCGCCAUUGUGGUCAUCCUCGUGGUUGUGCUGGCUUUAGCCAUCAAAGUAGGAGUGAACUCCAGUUCGUCAUGUUCCAGUUUACCUAAGGGAUCCUCAGAAGCGUCUCAUUUUCGCCCGCUCCAUCCAGGGUUGGGCAAUAGUACAGAGGAAUAUGAUCAAGAUGGCGUGUGUUUGUCAAAAUCAUGCAUCACUGCCGCUCACAACUUGUUCCAAAAUAUGGAUUUGUCUGCAGAUCCUUGUCAAGAUUUUAAUCAGUUCGCUUGUGGGAAAUUCAUCCAAAACAAAGUCAUCCCCGAGGAGAAGAGUACUUACACCGGAUUCACGCCGGUGAGUGAGACCAUCUAUGCUCGAGCUCGAAACAUUCUCGAGGAACCAACCACCGAGCACGACUGGGAUUCGUUUAAGAAGGCAAAAGCUCUGUAUCAAUCUUGCAUGGACGAGGACACACUAGAGAAACUGGGGCUUGAGCCCCUUCAAUCGGCUUUGAGAGAACUGGGUGGCUGGCCAGUGCUCUUGGGGUCGUCUUGGGAUCCAAGCGCAUUCACAUGGUACAAUCAAAUGCUUCGCUUCAACGAAAAGGGGUUCAGUAAAAAUCAGAUCGUGUCGUGUUAUGUGGCCCCGGACUAUAAGAAUUCGUCUCGGAGAGUGAUCUUCCUAGAUCAACCUAACCUUGGAAUGUCCAGAGAAUAUCUCAUCAAAGGCUUCGACGAUCCUGAUGUGCAAGAAUACUACCGAUUCAUGAUUGAUGCGGCUAAACUGCUAGGAAUGGAUUUUGAGACAACCCAACAAGAACUGAAAGAGUCCCUUGAACUGGAAAUUGAUCUGGCUUUAAUUUCUGCCCCCCGAGAGGAACGACGGGACCGUACGAAAAUGUACAAUAAGUUUUUAGCCAAAGACAUCGAAAGCCUACCGGGACAUCCACCCUCUUGGGCAAGCUUUAUCGACACACUGAUAUUCGAUCAAACCAUCGGUCCCGAUGAGCCAAUCAUUGUGAAGAACCCCGAAUACAUGGCCGAUUUAUCGACGUUGCUGACUGCGUCCAGCCCCCGGACAAUCAGCAACUACUUGGGAUGGCGAGUGGUAAAAUCUAUGUUCCAAUUCCUCAACCACGAUGCCCGGGCUAUUCUUUUAAGAUUUAACAAGGCUUUGACCGGUGUCAAAGUGGAAACACCUCGAUGGAAGUUCUGCGCCAAUUUGGUGGGCUUUGAUUCCACCAGUUUGAAGAGAUUCGAAAUUCCUAUCGGCAGCAUGUACGCUAUGAGACAUUUUUCUUCUCAAGCCAAGAGUAAAGUGUUAAACCUGAUUCAAUACCUGAGAAAAGCCUUCAAAGACAUAUUGGACGACAUAGACUGGAUGGAUGAAGUCACUCGUGGAAAUGCGCAGGAAAAACUGACAAAGAUUGCCGAGAAUAUCGCAUACCCGGAAGAGAUGUUAGAGCAAUCCCUGGUGGAUGGCUUAUAUACCGGGCUCUUGGUUCACAAUCACAGUCUCAUAGAUAAUUUGUUGAAUAUUACCCUGUGGAAACGGCAGUUUGAUUGCGGUCGACUGCGGGACCCCGUUUUAAAGCGGGAUUGGAUUGAUCAAGGGAUCGUGGCCGUGGUGAAUGCCUUCUACAAUCCAUUCAAGAAUCUGAUUACCUUUCCCGCUGGUAUCUUGCAAGGACAUUUCUUUGACGACACAGUGCCCAUGUAUUUGAAUUUCGGAGCCAUUGGAGGUGUGAUUGGGCACGAAAUCACCCACGGCUUCGAUGACCGAGGUCGACAGUUCGAUGGCGACGGUAACUUGAGAGAUUGGUGGGCGCAAUCCACCAAGGAUAAGUUCGUGGAAAAAACCAAUUGCAUCAUUCACCAAUACGGAAACUACACUGCCCAACAGAUUGGUAUGCAGUUGAAUGGAGUCACGACGCAAGGGGAAAACAUUGCCGACAACGGAGGAUUGAAGGAAGCGUAUUACGGAUAUGAGAAAUGGUUAUCGAAUCAUGGCCAGCCCGAGUCUAAGUUACCUGGCUUGGGAUUCAAUCCCAAGCAGCUAUUCUGGAUUAGUUGGGGACAAGUUUGGUGCGCCAAAUGGAGGGACGAAGCCUUGAAGAAGCAGAUCAAAACCGGGGCUCAUUCGCCCAACAAGUUCCGAAUUAUUGGGCCACUCUCGAAUUUUGAUGAGUUUUCGAUUGACUUCAAAUGCCAAGCUGAUUCACCAAUGAAUCCUCAAAAGAAGUGCCAAGUUUGGUGAAAAUCAAAAGUUCAAAAGGAAUAUUAUUACUAUUACAUUAAUAUUAUAUGUAGUCUUUCGUAACAAAUUCGCUUUACGUAUGUCCAUGUGGGUAACUUUAUCUAAUAAGAAGAAUACUUUCGUUCAA